ACAAAUAAAAAAAAUUUAAACUGUCAAAACAACCCUGGAGAAAUACUGUUAUUUUUAGUUAUUUUUAUUUAUUAUUUAUAUAAAGAUGACGCUCAAAAUAAUUGUGCAAAGCAUUAGAACUCUGAGUUAUGUGGGCAGUUACAGAAAAAUUAAAGAUCGUCCAAUUAAAUUAUACUGUGCAGCUUUAGUAGGCGCAGGAUACAUGGCAUACAGCCAGCAUAAAAAAAACACAGCUGAGAUGAAGGAGAUCAUACAACUGAACAACUAUAUGGCCGAGCCAAUAACACCCGUCAGCCAGCUGGAGAAGAAUGGAGAAGAUAUGAAAACACAAAUGGAGUUACUCAUAAUGCGGAUACAGGCUGAGUUUUGUCGUGCCCUGGAGAAAGAGGAAGAUGAGGCAUGGAAUGACGAGAAAACCGUUGACGAAUAUGACUUUGAUAAUGACGUGUACUUACCACAUCCGGACGCUAAGUUCAAAGUGGAUCGGUGGACGCGAAAAGAAGGCGGUGGAGGCAUAACAUGCGUGCUGCAAGACGGUCGGGUGUUCGAGAAGGCUGGCGUGAACAUAUCCGUGGUGUCAGGGAAACUGCCCCCGGCGGCUGUUCAGCAGAUGAGGAGCAGAGGUAAAAAAUUGGAGAAUGCAGAGCUACCAUUCUUCGCUGCAGGCGUCAGCGCCGUAAUACACCCUAGGAAUCCCAUGGUACCCACCAUACACUUCAACUACCGCUAUUUCGAAGUGCAAGACAAAGACGGAGUGCAGUGGUGGUUCGGCGGUGGCACGGACCUGACGCCGUACUACCUGGACGAGGAGGACGCCCUCAACUUCCACAUGACACUGAAGCACGCGUGCGACGCGCACGACACCACCUAUUACAACAAAUUUAAGAAAUGGUGCGACGAUUACUUCUACAUCCCGCACCGCGGCGAGAGUCGCGGCAUCGGCGGCAUAUUCUUCGACGACAUCGACCAGCCCAGCCAGCAGGAGGCUUUCAAGUUCGUCACAUCCUGCGCUGAGGCAGUGGUGCCCAGCUACAUACCCAUAGUCAAGAAGCAUAAGGACGACGCGUACGGCUACUACGAGCGGCAGUGGCAGCUGGUGCGGCGCGGACGUUACGUCGAGUUCAACCUGAUAUACGACCGAGGGACCAAGUUCGGACUCCACACGCCCGAGGCCAGAUACGAGUCCAUACUCAUGUCGUUACCACUCAAUGCGAAAUGGGAGUACAUGCACGAGCCAAAACCAAAUUCUCCAGAACAAGAACUAAUGAAAGUAUUGAAGCAACCGCGUGAUUGGCUCAAUGUAGAGAAAGCACAGGCGCGCCGCUCCACCGCGUGAUGGUUGAGUCGAAGCACUGGCCAUUGUCAAAACUUCGACUGAUCAAAGUUUAAAUUUGUAUAAAAAAAUCAUUUUAUGAAAUAUAUU
Achroia grisella is the source of this 1423-nucleotide messenger RNA. RefSeq names its product oxygen-dependent coproporphyrinogen-III oxidase (gene Coprox). Gene Ontology annotation, molecular function: coproporphyrinogen oxidase activity. NCBI's taxonomy places the organism in Eukaryota, Metazoa, Arthropoda, Insecta, Lepidoptera, Pyralidae. The record is from RefSeq and is a predicted model, not a curated record. Gene Ontology annotation, cellular component: mitochondrial intermembrane space; cytoplasm. The coding region runs from base 86 to 1336 and encodes 416 amino acids. The transcript has 9 exons.